GCGGACGGUGGACGCUGGACGCGAUGUAUCUCCGCAGGGCGGUCUCCAGGACCCUGGCGCUGCCCCUGAGGGCGCCCCCCAGCGCCGCGCCGCUGGGGAAGGACGCGUCUCUUCGCCGGAUGUCCUCGAGCAAGUUCCCUGGACCGUCUGGAUCAAAUAUGAUCUACUACCUGGUCGUGGGUGUCACAGUCAGUGCUGGUGGAUAUUAUACUUACAAGGCAGUCGCGUCAGAGCCAGCCAAGCACACGGAACAUGUAACAACUUUGAAAGAGAAAACGAAAGCCGAGUUACACCCACUGCAAGGUGUAAAAGGGAACGUGGAAGAAGCUGAGCAAGCAGGUUUUGAGGUCCCUGAAGUAUCCGCAGUGGCCGCUGAGGUGGAAGGUGCUGAAGGGCUUCCAGGUGCCACCGCCGAGUCCACCCCGGAAGAUCGCCCCUGUCCGGGUGGUGUGGAGGCCCCAGCAGCGGGGGUUGAACCGGCGUCAGAGGGGACAGAUACCGCGACAGGCGAAACCACGGAAGUCGACUCUGAAGAGAGCCCCGAGGUUCCGAGUGCCGCUCCAGGUGACGCCGUGGCCAUCAGGGAUGAAGGUGCAGCAGCGAAUGACAGCUGUGGUGAACACGCGUCUCCAGCUGAGUCCGAGCCCUCCGCGGGGGAAGAGUUACUGGAAGAAGCCAGCGCUGAUGCUGAGGCCGCCUCUGCUCAAGGCUGACCUCCUGUGGGUAGACAUUUCAGCAAAACAUGCCGUAGAGGGUCUGAUAGGUGCUUUUGUCUUUUUAGUAAACUUAGUUUUAUUUUUUUAAUUAUUUUUAGUUUUUAGAUUUUUGCUAUAGGGCGCGUGUGCCCCUGGACAGAGACAGAGAGGGAAAGUGAGAACUCUGGCCCAGGGGGCGGAUAGGUAUGCCCACGUGCUCAGCGUCCAGAGUUUCUCCAACAGCAGGGUCCAAGACUCGAACUAAGUGGCAUUGGCUAUGUGGCAUCCAGCACCUUAACCACUAUGCCAUCUGCUUGGCGCCGGUACUCUUAGUCUUUUAGAAAAGACUUACUUUCUAGAAAACGUUAAUGUGUUUUGAUGGUUCUGGGUGUCUAUGGAUACAUUUUAGCAUAGAAGGAGCUGAGAUUUUACACAUCAAAAUUAGUUUUCUGCUCCUAAAGAUCACAAACAUGAUGGUAAAGAGCUUGAAUAGUUUCAUUUUGGGGUUUAAAUUUUUUGUAUUAUAGUUGUCAGCACAACUUGCAUUCACUUUAAUUUUACUAAGA
This is a messenger RNA of Tupaia belangeri chinensis (Chinese tree shrew), 1261 nucleotides long. It is a transcript of the gene MGARP, whose product is annotated as mitochondria localized glutamic acid rich protein. The record is from RefSeq and is a predicted model, not a curated record. The coding region runs from base 24 to 713 and encodes 229 amino acids. The transcript has 4 exons. Gene Ontology annotation, cellular component: mitochondrion; mitochondrial outer membrane. NCBI's taxonomy places the organism in Eukaryota, Metazoa, Chordata, Mammalia, Scandentia, Tupaiidae. Gene Ontology annotation, biological process: anterograde axonal transport.